Messenger RNA from Nilaparvata lugens (brown planthopper), 5962 nucleotides. RefSeq lists its product as uncharacterized. The coding region runs from base 135 to 3341 and encodes 1068 amino acids. NCBI's taxonomy places the organism in Eukaryota, Metazoa, Arthropoda, Insecta, Hemiptera, Delphacidae. The record is from RefSeq and is a predicted model, not a curated record. Gene Ontology annotation, biological process: sterol biosynthetic process. Gene Ontology annotation, molecular function: oxidoreductase activity, acting on the CH-CH group of donors, NAD or NADP as acceptor. The transcript has 15 exons. Gene Ontology annotation, cellular component: nuclear inner membrane; endoplasmic reticulum membrane.
CUUUGCCCGGUUAGCCGUUACGCCAAUCACAGACUGGCUUCGUCAAGUUUCAGUUGCGGGUUUGUGUUUCUCGGCGUCGGUUUUUAGUGUUUGUUAUUGUGUUUACUUCUUGAAAAUAAAGUUUUUCUUUCGAGAUGAACAAGAAUCUCCGCGAUUCGCCGUCGCGGCUAGCGGCGCUAUCCGAGCGCAAAGUAGACCAACCUGCACGACCAAGGUCGCCCGGGCGACCAAAGUCACCCGCGCGCAACAAGUCGCCUAGGCGUCCCAAAUCGUCGCCGGCUGCGAACGCGCGUUCCAAGUCGCCGGCGCGACCCAAAUCGCCGGCACGCGCUACAAAAGCGGAGGCCGAAAAGAAGCCGCGCGCCAAGAGUAAAUCGCCCAGUCGCAAGGCGCCUGCCAAGGAGAAAAAGGCGAAAUCGCCAUCCCGCUCUGCUAAGGCUGUCAUCGAGAAGAUUGAUCCGAUCAGGGAGCCUACGAUCUCGCCUGGUAUUGAAGAAGUGCUUCGAAGAAGCCGCGAGCGAUCGAUCUUGGAGGAGAUCCGUGCGUCGCGCGAGCGGUCAAGUGUUUCGGUCGAACCGCAGGGCGUCACUCUCAGACGGUCAGCCCGGGUCAAGUCCAGUAUUGAUCGAGAUGGACUGGUUCAGACAACAACAGAUCGUAUUUUGAAGGCUAAUCACGUUGGAAUGUCGACUAAGCAGCCAUCGACCAAGGAGUUUGGAGGGUGGCCUGGUGCCUUGAUUUUGAUCUUCCUUCUGCCUGUCACUGUGCUUGCCUUGCAGUUAUCCUGUUUGACAAAGGAGCGUUGCAAUAUGCUGACAAUCACAAGGCCGCCGUUGAGCUGGAAGUACUACCUGGACCUGUCAGUGGCGCAGUGGUUCGCCGCAUUCCUGGCCGUGCAAGCGGUGCUCUCUGCCUUGCCAUUGGGCCGCAUCAAGCAGGGCGUGUCCCAACGCUACGGCCUGGCCAAUCCGCAGUAUCGGUGCACUGGUUUCCAGAUCGCCGUGCUGACCCUGUCUGCGGUGGCUGGCCUGCAGUACUUGGGCUACCCAAUGACGCUAGUGCUGAGCAAGAGCGUGACCCUGCUGGUUCAGUCGAUCAUCCUGGGGCUUCUGGUGUCUGUGGCCCUCUACGUGAAGGGCGGUCGGCCCUCGGCUGUCCCCAACCCCAACGGCAGCACUGGCAACGUCGUCUACGACUUUUGGAUCGGCCGUGAGAUCAAUCCGAGGCUGGGUAUCUUCGAUGUUAAACAGUUUCUGUUGCGGACUGCUGUCAUUGAGUCGCUGAUCUACGACGGCCUGGUGUUGUGGAAAGCCAUUGACGGCAAGCAGGUGUCUGCCUACCCGCCCACCUUGGUCGCCAUCACCCUGCUGCAGGCACUCGUCAUGCUCGACCACCUCUGGCACGAGGAGCAGUUUCUGUCCUCGUUCCACACUCAACACGAGGGAUGCGGCUACAUGACGGUCAUGGCCAGCCUCAUCUGGCCGUUCGCCGCCACCUUUGUGUCCAAGUACUUACUGCUCAACUCGCUGUGCAAAGGUUUCCAGAUCGCCGUGCUGACCCUGUCUGCGGUGGCUGGCCUGCAGUACUUGGGCUACCCGAUGACGCUAGUGCUGAGCAAGAGCGUGACCCUGCUGGUUCAGUCGAUCAUCCUGGGGCUUCUGGUGUCUGUGGCCCUCUACGUGAAGGGCGGUCGGCCCUCGGCUGUCCCCAACCCCAACGGCAGCACUGGCAACGUCGUCUACGACUUUUGGAUCGGCCGUGAGAUCAAUCCGAGGCUGGGUAUCUUCGAUGUCAAACAGUUUCUGUUGCGGACUGCUGUCAUUGAGUCGCUGAUCUACGACGGCCUGGUGUUGUGGAAAGCCAUUGACGGCAAGCAGGUGUCUGCCUACCCGCCCACCUUGGUCGCCAUCACCCUGCUGGUUCAGUCGAUCAUCCUGGGGCUUCUGGUGUCUGUGGCCCUCUACGUGAAGGGCGGUCGGCCCUCGGCUGUCCCCAACCCCAACGGCAGCACUGGCAACGUCGUCUACGACUUUUGGAUCGGCCGUGAGAUCAAUCCGAGGCUGGGUAUCUUCGAUGUUAAACAGUUUCUGUUGCGGACUGCUGUCAUUGAGUCGCUGAUCUACGACGGCCUGGUGUUGUGGAAAGCCAUUGACGGCAAGCAGGUGUCUGCCUACCCGCCCACCUUGGUCGCCAUCACCCUGCUGCAGGCACUCGUCAUGCUCGACCACCUCUGGCACGAGGAGCAGUUUCUGUCCUCGUUCCACACUCAACACGAGGGAUGCGGCUACAUGACGGUCAUGGCCAGCCUCAUCUGGCCGUUCGCCGCCACCUUUCUGAUCUACGACGGCCUGGUGUUGUGGAAGGCCAUUGACGGCAAGCAGGUGUCUGCCUACCCGCCCACCUUGGUCGCCAUCACCCUGCUGCAGGCACUCGUCAUGCUCGACCACCUCUGGCACGAGGAGCAGUUUCUGUCCUCGUUCCACACUCAACACGAGGGAUGCGGCUACAUGACGGUCAUGGCCAGCCUCAUCUGGCCGUUCGCCGCCACCUUUGUGUCCAAGUACUUACUGCUCAACUCACCAAUAUCGGUUCAGAACUCAUUCUCAAAGAUACAUGAGCUGCUAGCCCAGAAGGCGAUUACAGAAUACCUGAGUGAGAAUAAGCUACUCUCACCCUGCCAGUUUGGAUUUCGGUCUGAGAGGUCAACAACAGAUGCCAUGAAUAGUCUCAUAUCCAAAGUAUAUGAUGCAUUGGAUGAAGGCAAGAAGGCUUUGGGGUUGUUUGUGGAUCUGAGAAAAGCAUUUGAGAGUUUGGAUCAUGAUGUGCUCUUUGAGAAAUUGGUAUACUAUGGAUUCAGGGGACCAGUUCUGAAAUGGCUAAAGUCGUUCAUCAGUAACAGAUCACAGGUUGUUGAAAUUGUAGCAGAAAAUGGUCACGUGAAGAACUAUAAAUACAGAUCCCAAGACAGGCAACUGACCAGAGGAGUACCUCAAGUAACCCAACCUAACCGAGUGCUGUGUUUGGUUUGCGCCAUAGGCCUGCCAGUGAUCCAAACGACGACCUCCAAGAAGCUUCUGUGUGGUGGCUGGUGGGGCUGGUCGCGCCAUCCCAACUACUUCGGCUCCCUGGUCAUGUACUGGGCGCACGCCUUGGGCGCGGUUGCCGCCGCUGCUACUGCCACGUUGCCGCACUGGGCGCUGUUCGUUGUGCCAGUCGGUAUGACCGUGUUUUUGCUCCAUAGAGCAGUGCGCGACCACCGCCGCUGCCAGGCGGUCUACGGCAACGCGUGGGACCGCUACACGCACAAAGUCAAGUACCAUCUGGUGCCCCGUGUGUUUUAAGUCCUCCAGACCUUGGUCUUGCUGCUGGGAGCAUAUUAUUAGCUAGUGAAAGCGUGCAGUGGAGUGGAGGAAAUAGACAGUGUUUUCUUUUAUAGAUUGGAACUUAUUGAUUGGAGAUGAGCUUGAUCUCAUGUUGUGUUUCAUUUUUCUGACAGUGGACAUAUUAGUUUUGAUAGACAGACUCAAGUAAUAGUGUACUUGAUAUUGUUUGUGUUUUAUUUUUAUGAACAAAAACUACUUAAGGGCUUUGUUAGGUUUAUCUGUGUUUGAUAGAACCGUUAACAUUUCUUCAAUGUUUUGAAAAACUAUUUUUCAUAUCUUGAUAAAGAUAAGUAAAUAUCAAUGUCUUUGGUUUUAAAUAAAUGUAGAUAAUAUUAUCUACCUUGUUUGUGACUUCUUCUAAAAGACAAAGAUGUAAAGAUAUUAAUUAUAUCAACUCAAAGAGUUUAAUAAACUUUAGAGGUAUUUGUACAUAAGAUUGGUAAAUAUUUUAGUACUCACAUUAUAGGUUUUAGUAGAGUUAUUAGGUAUUUUUAUUGUGAGUUGUAAUCUCUUGAUGAUUAUUACACAUAUCACAUAUCUAUUCACAAUAAUUGGUUUUUUAUCACAUGUAUCCAAUGUAGAUCUAGAUCCAUUUAAUUUGACAAGAAUGCUAGUAAUCAAAUUUUAUUUAUCAAGAUUCUUUGUAGUUCAAUAAUAUUUUAAGUAUGAAUCUAUGUAUCGGUUUGAUAUGUUCAUAUGUAUAUAAUAUGAUUAUUGUCUAGUUUUGAGUAAGAUUUUCAACAUCAACUAUGAUAUUUUUUUAGUUUGUGUAUUUGCAUUAGAAUUUUAGUUUUUUUUUAAGAAAGCAAUCUUUGGUCAUAUCGUUUGAUAUUGGCUCAAUUUCAAUCAAUCUUCAACCUUAUAUUGUGCAAUACGCAUGAUCUCUAAAGAAUAUUGUGUAAUAAUUUUCUUACAAAUGAUUGAAAUUUUGAGAAAAUAUCUUAUUUGAAUUCAUACAUAUAGUAAAUUUAUGAAGAAUCAUAUACUAAUAUUAUUGGACCAAAUAUUGUCGACAAUAAUAAAAAUACUGCCAGGUAUUGCCAUACAUUUUGUAGAUUUAUUAAAAUUAAUAAAACCAUGCUGAAAUCGAUCUAUUUUUAAAAUAAUUUUUCCAGAAAAGUAUCUCCUGCUCUCAACCAUAUUUUAGUUUUGCUCAAGUUGAUGAAAAUGUAUUUGAGUUACAACUAGAAUGUAUGUUGGUACUUUAAAAUUAUUACUCGAGUCCAUUGUGUUUCAAUCCAUUUUACUCAAUGAUUUAUGAUUUUUUAGUAUAUUAGUAUUCUGUUUUGCAUUUUGAUGAUAGAAAAUUAUUGUUGUGUUCACCCUUGAUGUUUAGAAAAUUCUCAAAUACAUACAAAUUUGAGAGCUUUCAGACAUCCUAUUUAUGAUGAAUUUUGACGAUUUCUAUCAUCGUUAUUGUGUAACAUGUCUUCUACUUUUAUCGUAAAUGAAUAAUUUUAAAUACUUUGCCUUGACAAAUUGUUGAAUCUAUUGUUGUAGAUUUUCAAUAGCGUUUAAAGAUUUUGAUUUCAUCACUUCGUGCCUUGAAUAUCUAUAAUAACAUUUUUAACAUGAAGACUACGGUACGUCGCAAAUGAUGUAAUGAUUAAGUUUUUGAAGAUUGACGUGUUCAUAGUAAUUUAGUAAAUUGUAACUAUUACAAAUGUAAUUCUAAUGUGUUUUUAAAUACAUGAAAACGUUACUUGAAAAAACACACAUUUUAACAUUACAUUUUGAACAAUUUUCAAAAAUAAUGCGUUUCAUGUGUUCACAACGAAAUUUAUUUAAGUUUAAAAUUUUCUAAGAUUAUUUUCGUGAUCUUCUAUGAUCAUGAAAUCAAUUUUACAUAAAUUUUCUUCCAGUUUGAAGCUUAUUGAAGUUACAAGUCGUGUAAUUCAAUCAAUGUGUAACAAUAUUGGGCCUUGAUUUCUUCAAAAUUUACUUUUCCCUGACUCCUACAGUUGCUCCGGUCUUGUGUUCAACUCACAUUCCGCCUGGAAUUUUUAUAUAUCUAUAUAAAACCUUUACCUAACCUGUACCUUUACCUAACCUGUACCUUUACCUAAGUUUUAGUAGCUGGCAAAAAUUUUAUGACUGGAUAGCUUAAAGAAGCUUCAAAUAAAUAUUUCAAUUUUGUGAACACAUGAAAUACUUGUUGGUUUUUGAAACCUUGUACAGUAUGUAUUUAAUUUUUUAUGUGUCCAUAUAAAUCUUAAGUUUACAUAAAAAUUUUUCAACUUGAACUAUAAUUUUACAUUUAUCACAAUUAAUAAAAAUAGUUUGCCAGAAACUAUAGGCACAUCUAGAGCAAUAAUUAGAUUAUAGUAGUAAUCUUUUGGUGUUGUGGUAAUUAUCCAUAUAAAAUUAAUACGACUUGAUAUUUCUAAAACCAAUAAUGGUUUAUGAAAACAAUCUCAGUUUUAAUAAACCAGUGGUUUAUACAAUAUCAAGUCGUUUUCAUAGAUUAUCAUUCAAUUUAUUUUGUAUAGAAAUUUAAAAGGAGAAACAGCAUGCCUUCAUUAUAACUUUUAAAGUGUAAAAUUGAUUGUAUAUCCAUUUUCUUGUGCAUAAAAAUUGUU